This is a messenger RNA of Drosophila pseudoobscura, 1063 nucleotides long. Its product is annotated as transcription factor Ouib-like. The record is from RefSeq and is a predicted model, not a curated record. Gene Ontology annotation, cellular component: nucleus. The coding region runs from base 72 to 1025 and encodes 317 amino acids. The transcript has 5 exons. Gene Ontology annotation, molecular function: zinc ion binding. Lineage: Eukaryota; Metazoa; Arthropoda; Insecta; Diptera; Drosophilidae.
UAGGCAGCCGUCUGUUCGUAUAAGCAAAUUAGUAUUAAACUUUGAAUAGUGCACGUUCACCAAAUAUAAGGAUGAAUAAUCAAUGCCGAGCUUGUGGGUCUGCCAUGUAUAACACCAAAGGCAGGAACCUGUUCCAGAAGAAGAACGCCAAACUGUUGUUGAACUUCAAUUUGGUGACGAACAACCUAGCGCUGAAAAAGGAUCCGCGCGUACCCAGCUGCAUAUGUGCAUCUUGUGCAGAAUCUCUGAAUCGCGCAGUCAUAUUCCGAGCACGCGCCCUCGAGACUCAGGAGAACUUUCUGCAACAACGCGCGGGACUGCCAGAAAACGAUCUGCCAACAGACGACGAAACUCCUGGCGAAACAUCCAAUUCAGAGGUGAAAGCGCAGGAUGCCGACUCCCUGAUGAGUGGUCUGGAAAAUGAGCUAGGCGGUAAAACUGGUUUCGACGGGACUGACGCCUAUGAGACGGCGCAGGUUGCUGAUUCACUGAUUACGAGUCUGCAAAAGGACUCGGGACACGAAAAGAAGAAGAGCAGUAUUACUGAAAAUAUCAUCAAAGCUCCAAAACAAUUGGCCGAUAACUCCACCUUCAGAUCCUCUCCAUCCACUACUCCAACCUCCAGAUCCCCUCUAUCCACUACUCCAACCUCCAGUUCUACUCGACCCUCUCGUCUAACCUCCAAAAAUGCCGCUCAAUCUGACAAACGCCAUCCUUUGCCCAAGAAAAUCCUCAAGCGACGAAGCUGCACAAUGAAUAAGCUCAAAUGCAAAUUUUGCGAGCAAACCUUUGUAAGCCCCUUUGAGCUCAGUUGCCACAUGCGAUCGCACACGGCGGAGACAUCAUGCAAGUGUUCAUACUGUGACCGAGCGUUUUCAACUAAGGGAAACACCAUCCGUCAUGAGAGAACCCAUACAAGGCAGGCGGCGUUUGUCUGCCCAACUUGUGACAUGUCCUUCACCCUUGCUACUGUGCUGAAGAGACAUAUUAGUCUUUACCACACUCAAAUGAGCAUGUCAUUUUAACUCCAAAGAAUGCAUUGAUCCAUUCGCGAAGUAAGCUU